AUGAGCGAUACAAUUAAAGGCAGUUCGGCCAAUGAGAAUGACACAGUAUCUCGAAAGCGGACGAGUAGCAGGGAUGGUGACGCUCCACCAGCGAAGCGUCGCGUUCUUACUACGGCGCGGAGAGAGCAGAAUCGCCAGGCGCAAAAAGCAUAUAGAGAGCGACAGAAACAAGAGAGGAUACGAUUGAAGCAGGAAAGGGCUCAAGCGAAAGCUACUUGCGGACAGCGCCUGAGACCUCUUCUAAAACGAGAGGAUCUCUCACCAGUAGACUCUUCUGAGCAGCAGAGCUCAAUCGAGGAGAUAUCCUUGUGCGAUGAGAGUCUCUUAGAACCCAUCGACACUUCUGCCAAAAAGCUCGAGCCCAACUUUCCAGACCUUUACAUGAACAUGCUUCAAUUCUCACCAGCAGCCAUCUUCACAUCAUGCCUCACCAACGCGCUCUCCCUUGGCCUAGACCCAUCCGUCAUCGCAAACUGCAGUGUGGAACACAUAUCUCCCUUCUACCAACCCAACCUCUCAUCCACUCUCAACCACGCAGCUCUCAUACAAGCAGGCUCAAACAUCCUCUCAACCUUUGACAACACCAGUAUCCCCAUUCAUCUUCGCCCAACAAUGGCGCAGAUCUUAAUCCCGCAUCACACGAGCCUUGAUCUAAUUCCUAUUCCAUUCCUGCGUGAGCGAGCAAUAAUGCUAUCAGCUGCGAUGCCGCAUGUCUUCAAUAAUUGGGAACUUAAGCUGGAUAUUUAUGAACGAGGCGGGUUGACGAUAUGGCGAUUGAAGCAUGAGAAGGGCGAGAGUGUGAGGGAUACGUAUCCGCCUUGGGAUAUGAAGAGUUGGGAGGCUGCGCCGUGGUUUAUGAAGAAAUGGUGUAUGCUUAUGGGGAGGGAGUACGAUAAGAUGCGCAAUCAGAGUGUUGGAUGGCAGAUUGUCAGGGACUUGAUAAGUUCGAGGGAUAUACAACGAUUGACAACUAGUUAA
Fusarium fujikuroi IMI 58289 is the source of this 978-nucleotide messenger RNA. RefSeq lists its product as uncharacterized. Lineage: Eukaryota; Fungi; Ascomycota; Sordariomycetes; Hypocreales; Nectriaceae. The transcript is spliced from 2 exons. The coding region runs from base 1 to 978 and encodes 325 amino acids. Gene Ontology annotation, molecular function: DNA-binding transcription factor activity. The record is from RefSeq and is a predicted model, not a curated record. Gene Ontology annotation, biological process: regulation of DNA-templated transcription.